CUUUGCAUCAACAUCUUUGAGAACUCGUCCUCCUCAUCCCAUUCCUCUAUUCAGAGAUCACUCAUGCAGCGUAACGCCGCUCCCUCCCAGACCGGCAGAACAAGCCUCCACUCGGCUCUUCUGGACACAGAUAAGACAGUACGACAGGAGAAAAGUCAGGACAACCCUGUGGAGCGCAAGGACGGAAAGAGACCUGAAGAACCAGGAUUGGUGGCAAUCGGCCACGGCCCUAGCACCGGCUCCAGAACUUCUUUCAGCAGCCGGCCUAUGCGGCUCUUCAAACCACCUCUCGCGACCAGUAAGGCAAGCCAGUUCAAAUCUCCAUUACGAUUCGACUUAUCGUCAACUCAGGAGCCUCAAGGAGGAGGAAUUAUGCAUUCGCCCACUUUCGCGUCCUCUCCCAUGGUGGCUGUAAACAACGCCCAAAGGCUGAACAAGCGGGCGUCCGAGUUGUCAGGGUCAACUAUCGCUAAGCACAUCAAACUUGUGGGAGACAAUACAUCGGAGGUUAUUACUGCCUCUUCUUCAUCAAAAUCCCUCCUCCCAAAGCCUAGAACAUACUCCACCGCCUCAUUCAAGACGCCAUCUUUUAGCGCCACUACAGCAACUUCAAGCAGCGCGGAGGAACUGUGCUUCAAUGUUCUUUGGAGGAAAAAAACUUACAAGAAGCACAAGACAUGGGAUGGUGACGGAAUACUUGUGUUCAAUGGGUCCAGUGGUCUGCUGAAAGACAUGGAAGGGAAAGAUAUCGCCAAGGGAAUCAAGGCCACAGCCUCGGAACUCAAAUCAGGGGAUGAAAUUUCCUUCGGCGGAAAAGACAUUGAGAUUGUGUCGAAUCUUGUGCCGUCAAGUUAUCGCACUGGACGAUGCUUUAUGGCCAGUGUUUCCUCAGCAGAGGAAGUUCCAUCAUCAAAAAGUAAACUAGUUACGUCCACGAAAAAAUUCAAGACACACCCUCUGCUCAGCAGUAGAUCUGACACCCCAUCCGUACUCCCACAGCCGCGCCAUAACCCGGAUGCCCCCAACGCGACCAUUUUACCGCGCCCAUCUAGCACACAUCCACGGGUCGCGGGAAACUGGGACACCAAACGACCUUCAGGCAAGGUGGGACUGGUGGAUGUAGUUGUUGACCCCAUACUGGCACAGCAUCUGCGUCCACACCAAAAAGAAGGGGUCCGCUUUCUUUAUGAAUGUAUGAUGCAAAUGAAGAGUAUCAAUGGCCAAGGUGCUAUCCUGGCAGACGAAAUGGGCUUGGGCAAAACGCUCCAGACGAUUGCCCUGCUGUGGACACUUCUCAAACAGAGCCCAUAUUCCAGUGAAGAGUCAUCCGUUGUCAAGAGGGCGCUCGUGGUUUGCCCUGCAACUCUUAUACAAAACUGGAAAAAAGAGUUCAAGAAAUGGCUUGGAGUGGAGCGUCUGCGUGUCUUUGCUGUCGAUUCAAAGUCGACUAUGACCGACUUUACGCUGGGAAAGGUUUAUCCUGUAAUGAUCAUAGGAUAUGAAAAGCUAAGAGCGGUGCAAGACGAGCUCAAGAAUGCCAACUUUGAUAUCAUCAUUUGUGACGAAGGACAUAGAUUGAAGACGGCAAACAUCAAAACUGCUCAGGCGAUUCGCUCCUUGCCUACAAAGCGCAGAAUCAUUUUGAGCGGUACACCAAUUCAGAACGAUUUGAGUGAAUUCUUUUCCAUGAUUGAUUUCGUCAACCCUGGAUUGUUCGACAGCUACAGUUCUUUCAAGAGAAUAUUCGAGGAUCCUAUCGUUAGGUCCAGACAACCCGACUGCUCCCGCUUAGAAGCUGCAUUAGGCCUUGAGAGAUCUCAGGAGCUGUCACGUUUAACAUCGCAGUUCAUAUUACGACGUACUGCUCAAGUUAUCUACGAGUUCUUGCCUGAGAAAUCUGAAUUUGUUAUCUUUUGUCGGCCUUCGCCCUUGCAGCGCGCCAUAUAUCGCCGCAUGCUGGAUUCGCCGUAUCUGCAGAGCUGCUUCUCAACGGACACCAGCCGUUAUCUCACCUGCAUAUUGGCUUUGAGAAAAUUAUGCAACUCUCCUAAGCUGGUUUCCGAUCAGGCAAAGGGAGAUUCUGAGAUGCAAGAACUCUACAGCAGCGUGAGCUCAUUGCUCCCGUUCAAUGGUGCAGACUUGGACAGCUCUGCCAUAGGAGGUAAACUGAGUUUUGUGGUUGCACUGCUCGAGUCGAUUAAGAUGGAUACAACCGAACGCGUGGUUCUUGUGUCCAACUUUACACAAACCCUGGAUAUCUUGGAGGCGAUCUGUACCAGUCGGCAAUACGGACUCCUCCGCUUGGAUGGCUCUACUCCCACGCAGAAGCGCCAAGAGUUCGUGGACAAGUUCAACGCGCCUUCGUGUCAAAAAUUUAUUUUCUUAUUGAGUGCAAAGUCUGGCGGUGUGGGUCUCAAUCUAGUGGGAGCAUCACGACUGAUCCUUUUUGAUAUUGACUGGAACCCGAGCACAGACCUUCAAGCCAUGGCGCGUAUCCACCGAGAUGGUCAAACUAGGCCUGUCUUCAUAUACCGCCUUCUGUCAUCUGGCACCAUUGAAGAAAAGAUGUACCAGCGUCAACUCACCAAGGUUGGGCUAAGCGAUGCACUCAUGGAUGGCAAGGCGACAGAGAACGUGAACAAGUUUUCAAUGACAGAGCUCAGGGACCUAUUUACGUUGCACGAGGACGAAUCUUGUCAAACCCAUUCUUUGUUGGGAUGCAAGUGCGGUGCCGGUUUGGAGCGUCGUCUUUCAGCCGAUUUAGAGGCAAUUGAUGAAAGUACACGAGACUUGCGUGCAGCGCCAGGCCAAGGCCGAAGUGGGAUCAUGGACAAGGCAUCCGCAUUAUUGGCCAAGAAGGAGCUGGACGAGUGGGCGCACGUUGAUGUCCAGGUAUGGAGGACAGCGUUCUGGUCAGAGAGGCCCGGAGGUGAAGGCGGAGGAGAAAUUGAUCCAGGACUUGAUGAACUGGCGAACAAAGACAAGGUUUUGUGGAGCACGAUUAUGGGCAGUGAACAGGGUGCCAUCGACAAGGAAAUGCAGGAGCAAGAGGUACAAGAAAUUGACCAUGGUUCCGUCACAUUUGUCUUUUUCAAGAGCGGGAACCGCCUUCGACAGUAGUAGUGU
This is a messenger RNA of Gamsiella multidivaricata, 3126 nucleotides long. RefSeq names its product SNF2 family N-terminal domain-containing protein. Gene Ontology annotation, cellular component: nucleus. Lineage: Eukaryota; Fungi; Mortierellomycota; Mortierellomycetes; Mortierellales; Mortierellaceae. Gene Ontology annotation, molecular function: DNA translocase activity; ATP binding; ATP-dependent chromatin remodeler activity. The coding region runs from base 64 to 3120 and encodes 1018 amino acids. The transcript has 20 exons. Gene Ontology annotation, biological process: double-strand break repair via homologous recombination; reciprocal meiotic recombination. The record is from RefSeq and is a predicted model, not a curated record.